Messenger RNA from Baudoinia panamericana UAMH 10762, 1683 nucleotides. RefSeq lists its product as uncharacterized. NCBI's taxonomy places the organism in Eukaryota, Fungi, Ascomycota, Dothideomycetes, Mycosphaerellales, Teratosphaeriaceae. Gene Ontology annotation, biological process: ubiquitin-dependent protein catabolic process. Gene Ontology annotation, molecular function: structural molecule activity. Gene Ontology annotation, cellular component: proteasome regulatory particle, lid subcomplex. Bases 169 to 1440 code for a protein of 423 amino acids. The transcript is spliced from 2 exons. The record is from RefSeq and is a predicted model, not a curated record.
GCUUAAACUUCGUCGUUGCGAAGCUGUCUCGUGCCUCGCGGCAGCGCUCACCUUCUCAUCAUCCACAGUCAUUGACGACCCGGCACUGCGCACUAUCAACGCAACUCGCACAAAUUCCACUAACUGCUGAACAGUCAGUCUGAAUCGUCCACUAAGUAACCGGGAGUCAUGGCACAAGACGAAGGCAUGAAACGGAUAGAGGAGGCAAAGCAACUAUCGAAAGAUCAGCCAGCGAAGGCCGAGCAGAUAUAUAAAGACAUCCUUUCGAAACCGCCCGGAACGAAUGACAAGGCAGUGCGUGAAUUCGAGAGUGCUUUGAUGGGCCUUGGCGAGCUGUAUCGGGAUCACAAGCGGACACAGGAUCUGGCCAACCUCAUACAGCAAACGCGCGAUGUCCUCACGAGCUUCGCGCGGGCGAAGACUGCUAAGCUUGUACGGCAACUUCUGGAUCUUUUCACGGCAAUACCAAAUACCCUUGAUACACAAGUCUCCGUCACCAAGUCAUGCAUAGACUGGGCCGUCUCGCAGCGGCAAGGCUUCCUGCGACAGAACCUCGAAGUCCGACUUGUAGGCCUGUACAUGCAGAAGCAGUCGUACUACGAUGCCCUCACCCUCAUCAACAGCCUGCUCAAAGAGCUGAAACGGCUUGACGACAAGCUUGUACUUGUCGAAGUGCAAUUGCUCGAGAGCAGAGUGUACCAUGCUUUGGGCAACGUGCCCAAAGGCCGUGCAGCUCUCACUUCCGCCCGCACAUCUGCAGCCUCCGUCUACUGCCCGCCCUUGCUACAAGCGGGUCUGGAUAUGCAGUCCGGCCAAUUGCACGCGGAAGACGGCGACUUCAACACUUCGUACUCCUACUUCAUCGAGGCUAUGGAAGGCUAUCACUCGCAAGACGAGACGGCCCGCGCCACCUCUGCUCUCCAGUACAUGCUGCUCUGCAAGAUCAUGCUUAACUUGAAGGACGAUGUCGACACGCUCAUGACUUCUAAGCAAGCUCUGAAGUAUGCCGGCAAGAACCUUGAUGCCAUGAAGGCCGUAGCUCGCGCGCACUCGAAUCGCAGUCUGGAGGAGUACGAGACCGCACUGCACAAUUACCGGUACGAGCUGGGCAGUGACCGGUUCAUCGCCUCUCACCUCCGUCGGUUGUACGACAGCAUGCUGGAGCAGAACUUGAUCAAAGUCAUUGAACCUUUCUCGAGGGUCGAGAUCAGCCACGUGGCGCAGAUGGUCGGCUUGGACGUGCAGCAAGUGGAGCGGAAAUUGAGUCAGAUGAUCCUGGAUCGGGUGAUCAUUGGCGUGCUCGAUCAGGGAAAAGGUGUUUUGAUUGUGUACGAAGAGACCGAGAGGGACAAAGGGUAUGACGCGGCGAUAGAAGCGAUUGAGAAGCUUGGGAAUGUGGUGGAUGUGCUCUACACUAAUCAAGCAAGUCUGCUUGAGUAAGCUACUGGCACCAUAUUGGUGUGAGGCGCCUAGCAAGACUGUACGAAUAAGGCAAGCAUGAUGAAGCAUAGCGUUAGCGGUAUGUAGUGCCUGCGCUUCGCCGACGGGCACAUUCAGCGCGUUUUCAGCGCUAUUGCCGACAAUACAAUUAAGACUGUUCACGCCCACUGUGGUACACUCAGUCGUCAUCAUCUGUGUAGGCUCGGGAGAAUUUGACCAGACUGCUGAAGUCCUCAAGAUCCU